This is a messenger RNA of Magnolia sinica, 1561 nucleotides long. Its product is annotated as probable protein phosphatase 2C 2. NCBI's taxonomy places the organism in Eukaryota, Viridiplantae, Streptophyta, Magnoliopsida, Magnoliales, Magnoliaceae. The record is from RefSeq and is a predicted model, not a curated record. Bases 334 to 1521 code for a protein of 395 amino acids. The transcript has 4 exons. Gene Ontology annotation, biological process: protein dephosphorylation. Gene Ontology annotation, molecular function: protein serine/threonine phosphatase activity; cation binding.
CCACGUUUUCUUACUCUCGCGACGAAAUCGCACGAAAGAUCUUUAAAAAGCCCUAUUCAAAUACCGAAUUUCUAUCUCCUGCAACGAAAAGCUUCGAAUCUCCGAUUUUUUUUUUUUUGCAGAGAAUAGCUUCAAAUUUCCGCCAUUACUGCACAGAAAAGCUUCCAAUCCCGUUUUCUGGUGCUGAUUUUUCCUGUAUCUGAGAAAAACACGUUCAGAAACCUUAAUUUCUAUCUUUUGCGACAAAAAUCUUCGAAUUUUCGCCAUUACUGCACAGAAAAUCUUCGAAUCUUUCCUUUUUCCUGUGAUGACCGUUGAUUUGAGGCGUAAGAGAUGGUAGUUGGAGCAGAGGUUUGUCAUCAGAGCAUCUCGAUCUUGGAUGUUCCGUACAGAUGCAGCAUCGCGAAGGCGAGCGAUUUUCAGAAGAUCGAGGAGAUUGUCGGCGUCGAGACGCCUCGGUCGCCUGUUUUUCGUCAGAUUCGAGCUUCAGAUGCAGUUUCAGUCCAGAUCUCGGGGUCUCAUAUGGAUUUGAGAACCCCCGAUGCCACAUCAGAUAAUGACCUUGAAUCUGUAAAUCUCCAGUUCGUCCCAAGCAUUAGGUCCGGCAGCUUUGCUGACAUUGGGCACCGGAGAGCCAUGGAAGAUGAACACAUAAGGAUCAACGAUCUCUCCGCAUGCUUAGGCCCUCCAUUCAGGUUCCCUACGCCUAGUGCCUUUUUUGGGGUGUUUGACGGUCAUGGAGGCCCCGAUGCUGCUGCAUUCAUUAAAGAGAAUGCAAUUCGGUUAUUCUUUGAAAAUGCUGAUUUCCCGCAAGCAUUUCAUGCCGGUGAUGUUUUGUUAGAAGAGCUUGAGAAUUAUGUUCGUAGAGCAUUUCUUCUAGCAGACCUUGCCUUGGCUGAUGACGGCACCAUAAACAGCUCAUGUGGGACAACAGCACUCACUGCUCUGAUAUUGGGGAGGCUACUUCUGGUAGCUAAUGCAGGCGACUGCCGAGCAGUUCUCUGCCGGAAUGGCAAGGCGGUUGACAUGUCCCAAGAUCACAAGCCCAUGUAUGCAGCGGAGCGCAGAAGGGUUGAGGAGUCUGGCGGGUAUGUCGAAGACAUUUACCUCAAUGGUGUCCUGUCUGUCAGCCGAGCACUGGGUGACUGGGACAUGAAGCUCCCCCGUGGCUCCCUUUCACCACUCACCGCUGAGCCCGAAUUCCAGCAGGCUGUCCUCACCGAGGCCGACGAGUUCCUGAUAAUUGGCAGUGAUGGCAUUUGGGAUGUGAUGUCGAGCCAGCAUGCAGUGAGCGUGGUACGCAGGGGGCUGCGGCGGCACGAUGACCCAGAGCAGUGCGCAAGGGAUCUUGUCGUGGAGGCGUUGAGGCUCCACACUCUCGACAACCUCACUGUCAUCAUUGUCUGUUUCUCAGAUGCCAUGCGACGAGACAGCUCAGAGCUUCCGAGACUGAGGUGCUGCAGUCUCUCUGAAGAAGCUCUAUGUAGCCUGAGGAGGUUGCUGGAAGAUGGUGGCCGCUGAAUGUAAAAAUAAAAGAGAGCAACAAGCCCCCGUUUGGAUG